UCAAUCCAUUUCCCCACAAACAAAUUUAACAUUACCCCAAACAAUAUAUUGCUGUGGAUUUUUACUGUGGUUGCUCAAGACUGAAGAAUCCAAGGAUUAACAAUUCUACACAAAUAGUGCAGUUCAGACAGAGUUAUAUUUACCGUUUCAAGUUUAAGCAAACCAAACACCAUGUAUAUGCGUAGUCAGAUUCGUCUAUUAAGUCGGCAAUCCAUUUCGAGGCUUCUCAAACUGAAUGAUCGUAUCAAUCCCACGCGUAUUGCAUUGAGAUAUGCAUCAUGCGAAACCAGCGGCAAGCAAGGCGGUGGUAAAGGCAUCGUCCUUGGACUGUAUGAAAAGGAGAGUGGCAAGGGACCAAGGUUGACGCCGGCGGGCGAAAAAUUUGACGACCGAGUGCAGGGAAAGUUGUCCGAACUGAUCUGCGAAACGAAGAUCAGUGGACGCUUGGGACGCGGCAAGAUAUUCAACAAUGUGGACAGCGAGUAUCGCUCGAUCUGCGUGGUUGGCGCCGGACUCGAGGGCAUCGCCUUCAAUGAGCUGGAGAUGCUGGACGAGGGGAUGGAGAAUAUACGUGUUGCCGCGGGUAUUGGAGCACGUUCGCUGCAGUCACUCAAGUGCACCGAGGUCCAUGUGGAUCACAUGGACUAUCCGGAGCAAGCAGCCGAAGGUGCUGCUCUCUCUGUGUGGCGCUACGAGGACAAUUUGAAUAAGAAGUAUCGCACUGUGGUGCCCAAGCUGGAGCUGCAUGCCUCGCCCGACAUGGAUUCGUGGACGCGUGGCCUGUUCAAGGCGGAAGCGCAGAACCUGGCCAGACGAUUGUCGGAUGCCCCAGCUAACUGCAUGACGCCCACCAACUUUGCCCAGGCUGCUGUGGAUGCGCUGUGUCCCUGUGGCAUCACUGUGGAGGUGCGCACCAUGGAAUGGAUCGAGCAGCAGCGUCUCAACUCUUUCCUCAUGAUAGCCAAGGGUUCGUGUGAGCCUCCCGUGCUGCUAGAGAUUGCUUACUGCGGCACUGCACCCGAGGAUAAGCCCAUACUGCUUGUUGGCCAAGGCAUCACCUUCAAUUCCGGCGGCCUUAAUCUGCGCCCCUGCAACGGCAUGGAUGAGUUCCGUGGUGAUCUCAGCGGCGCAGCCGUCAUCCUGGCGGCGAUGCGAGCUGCAGCCGCACUCUCGCUGCCCAUCAACAUCACGGCCAUACUGCCGCUGUGCGAGAAUCUGCCGUCGGGCAUGUCCUGCAAGCCUGGCGAUGUGGUGACGCUGCUCAAUGCCAAGACGAUGGCAGUGCGCAACGUGAGUCGAACCGGAGUCGUUGUCAUUGCCGAUCCCAUGCUCUAUGGCCAGCUUACCUACAAGCCUCGACUUGUCGUCGACGUGGGCUCCAUGUGCAUUGGCAUCCGGAAGGCCGUUGGCGGCGGGGCCACCGGCAUCUGGUCCAAUUCGCACUACAUCUGGAAGCAGUUCCAGCGCGCUGGCUCCCUCACUGGCGAUCGCUUGUGGCGCUUCCCUCUGUGGCGCUUCUACAAGGAUCGCGUCGCCGAGAAUCACAGCUUUGAUCUGGCCAACGAUGGCGAUGGUCAUGCCUCGUCGUGCCUGGCAGCAGCUGUCCUCCACGAGCUGAUACCCUGCAGUGAUUGGGCGCAUCUGGACACCUGUGGCACCGGGUUGCUCACCAGAUUCGGCAUUAUUCCGUAUCUGGCAGGUGGCAGAAUGACUGGACGACCCACCCGAACUUUGGUACAAUUCCUUUACCAAAUGGCGUGUCCUGAUGCCAAGUAGGAAAUUUUGUUAUUUACCUAUUUACGUUGUUCUCUGGAGAUUUUACUUUGGACUUUAUCAAAUUUGUCAAGCAAUAAGCUGGAAAGCUUUUAACUAACAGAAGUAGGAACAGAACAGAACCGAACAAAGAAGUUGACCAACCCUAGUUUUACCAUUGAUAACAGAUAUUAUGCGACUUCUGGUUAGUAGGAUAUGAUUAUUUCGGACAAUUGUGUUGGCCAAAUUUAGUUGGUAGUACCAGAACAUUUUUAAUUCUAGAUGUAAUGGUUUCAGUCAAAUUAAAAAUAUAAAUAAAUAAGUAUUCAGUUAUAU
Messenger RNA from Drosophila nasuta, 2088 nucleotides. It is a transcript of the gene S-Lap3, whose product is annotated as Sperm-Leucylaminopeptidase 3. Gene Ontology annotation, cellular component: cytoplasm. Gene Ontology annotation, molecular function: manganese ion binding; metalloaminopeptidase activity. The coding region runs from base 172 to 1776 and encodes 534 amino acids. Gene Ontology annotation, biological process: proteolysis. The transcript has 2 exons. Lineage: Eukaryota; Metazoa; Arthropoda; Insecta; Diptera; Drosophilidae. The record is from RefSeq and is a predicted model, not a curated record.